UAUAUACACUGUAUUGCCAAAGGUAUUGGGACCCCACCAAAUCAUGUGAUUCAGGUGUUCCAAUCCCCUCCAUAUCAUGUGAUUCAGGUGUUCCAAUCCCCUCCAUAUCAUGUGAUUCAGGUGUUCCAAUCCCCUCCAAAUCAUGUGAUUCAGGUGUUCCAAUCCCCUCCAUAUCAUGUGAUUCAGGUGUUCCAAUCCCCUCCCAGUCAUGUGAUUCAGGUGUUCCAAUACCCUCCUAGUCAUGUGAUUCAGGUGUUCCAAUCCCCUCCCUAUCAUGUGAUUCAGGUGUUCCAAUCCCCUCCAUAUCAUGUGAUUCAGGUGUUCCAAUCCCCUCCCAAUCAUGUGAUUCAGGUGUUCCAAUCCCCUCCAUGGACACAGGUGUAUACAAUCAAGCCCCUAGGCAUGCAGGCUGCUUCUACAAACAUUGGUGAAAGAAUGGGUCGCUCUCAGGAUCUCUCGGUGACUCCAAGCGUGGUCCCGUGAUAGGUGGCCACCUGGGCAAUAAGUCCAUCCGGGACAUUUCCUGGCUACUAAAUAUUCCACGCUCAACUGUUAGUGGGAUUAUAACAAAGUGGAAGCCACUGGGAACAACAGCCACUCAG
Messenger RNA from Staurois parvus, 602 nucleotides. Lineage: Eukaryota; Metazoa; Chordata; Amphibia; Anura; Ranidae. The record is from the annotation of a GenBank genome assembly.